Messenger RNA from Sceloporus undulatus (fence lizard), 874 nucleotides. It is a transcript of the gene PARK7, whose product is annotated as Parkinsonism associated deglycase. Gene Ontology annotation, molecular function: protein deglycase activity. Gene Ontology annotation, biological process: guanine deglycation, glyoxal removal; protein deglycation, glyoxal removal. Bases 41 to 616 code for a protein of 191 amino acids. Gene Ontology annotation, cellular component: nucleus; cytosol. The transcript has 6 exons. NCBI's taxonomy places the organism in Eukaryota, Metazoa, Chordata, Lepidosauria, Squamata, Phrynosomatidae. The record is from RefSeq and is a predicted model, not a curated record.
AUCCAGGAGGAGGAGGAGCAGGAGGAGAAGGCGGCCGGGGAUGGCUGCUGCUUCGCGGAGGGCGCUGCUGCUUCUGGCCGAAGGGGCGGAGGAGAUGGAGGCCGUGAUCCCCGCAGACCUCCUCCGCCGCGCAGGGGUCUCGGUGACGGUGGCCGGAGUAUCCGGGAAAGGCCCGGUGCGGUGCAGCCGCGACGUCCUCAUCUGCCCGGACGCCAGCCUGGAGGACGCCCGGAAGCAGGGCCCCUUCGACGUGGUGCUCUUGCCCGGAGGGAACCUGGGAGCCCAGAACCUCUGCCAGUCUCCUGCGGUGAAGGAAGUCCUGAAAGACCAGGAUGCCAGGAAAGGGCUGAUCGCAGCCAUCUGCGCAGGUCCCACGGCUCUCCUGGCGCAUGGAAUAGGGUUCGGAAGGAAAGUGACAACGCACCCCCUGGCCAAGGACAAGAUGAUGAGCGGAGACCACUACAAGUACUCUGAAAAUCGUGUGGAGAAGGAUGGGCACAUCCUGACCAGCCGUGGACCUGGCACCAGCUUUGAGUUUGGCCUUGCCAUUGUGGAAGAGCUGCUGGGGAAGGAGGUGGCCGCCCAGGUGAAGGCUCCCCUGGUGUUGAAAGAUUAGGGGCACCCUGCCUGCCCCCCACUGAGAGAGCCGCCUCAGUCCAGUUGCACAGGAAGGGUAUCAUGGUGAGGGGUGGCUGCCUCGGUGUGGAGAUGGCAGUUGUCUUUGGAGCCAACUAGUGAAUUUUGUUGCCAGUAGCAGGGAGGGAGGGUGCCUUGAUGCCACAAUGGAGCUUGCCUCCUCACCCACAACCCUUCUCCCCAUUAUCAGUCUUGUUCACCUUCAAUAAAAGAGGGCUUCUGCCCCAUAGGCACCUUG